This is a messenger RNA of Bactrocera oleae (olive fruit fly), 8081 nucleotides long. RefSeq names its product pickled eggs (gene pigs). Gene Ontology annotation, cellular component: stress fiber; microtubule plus-end; cytoplasm. The record is from RefSeq and is a predicted model, not a curated record. Gene Ontology annotation, molecular function: actin filament binding; microtubule binding; cytoskeletal adaptor activity. Gene Ontology annotation, biological process: regulation of microtubule polymerization or depolymerization; microtubule bundle formation; protein localization to microtubule plus-end. NCBI's taxonomy places the organism in Eukaryota, Metazoa, Arthropoda, Insecta, Diptera, Tephritidae.
UGACACAAAGGUUCUUUAAACUGUUGAAAAGAAGAUUCUAUAUUUUAAUGCAGAAAGUAGUGUUGUGCGAAAUAACUGAGGUUAUCCCGGUACUGGAUCGGCUAAGGUUACUAAAACUUUUACUGGUACUUUAAUGAUUUUAUAAACAUGAGAUUCUACUAAAAAAGAACUAUGGAAAAAUUGUCUCUCUAAUACGUACUUUGUGAGUGCACCUAGCAAAUUUUCUGUUGAAAAGGUUAAUGUGGAAGCUGAAAUCAACUACUAAAAGGUGAACGUAAAGACCAUACACACUGUUGUAUGAACCACCCCUCGAUGCAUGCGCAUUGCGUAAACGUGUUCUCUCUUGCAGAACAUUAAAUGAAAAUCUCCAAAAACGCGCCCUCUGACAGCUGUCAACCCCACAAAUCAGCUGAGCUUGUUUACCGAGCUAAAUACAUUUGUGAGCAGUAGCCGCUGCAGAGGCGCUCACGGCCAGCCUUGUAGAGAUUCAAUCGAGGCCGCGGCCGCCGUCACUCCGUCGAAGCGCUCGCAUUCCUUGUGUGCCUAUGCAAUUAUCAGUGUUUUCCUUUAUGUUUUCGGUUUGCGUACCUUUAGAAAAGUAAAACAACAACCAGAGAACGACCACCGCUAGAUUAAAGACGACUACGGCACUUUUGCUGGAGAGUUUGCAAUAUUCUGCGAUGCGAUAACGACGUGUGCGGAAGUUUUGUUCAUAAUUUUCGGUUUUUUGUGCCACCACUAGCGCUUAAGUGUAUUUCUCGUGUAUUGCUAAAUUCUUGCGUAUACGUAAACACAUACACAUGUAUAUUGGAUUUGUGUAAACUUUCCUGAAUAGUGCGUACAUUUUCUUCCGUCGCAACCGCAGUUUUGCUAAAUGCUUCCGUUCGUUUUGUGAUUGCAUUGUUGUUAUUGUUGUGGAAAAUCUAUUGAUUCUAAAAAUGCCUUAAUGAUUAGCCGCUCGGGUUGUUGUGAUUGAAAAGUGCAAUGCUUGGGAAAUUUAGUGUUUAUGAAAUACAUAUUUACAUGUGAGAGAGUGUAGUGUGUGAUAAUGUGCGUAGAAAUUUCUGUCAAUGCCUUGGUUUGAAUGAACAAAAAUAUUUGUACAUACAUAUAUGCUUAUGUAUGUGUGUUUAUCAAGCGUUGCAAUCUGCGGCUGGGAAAUGUUUUCACAGACCUAUGAACGAUAACGGAGACGUCUUUUUGAGCUCUUACAGUCGCUUUAUAAUUCAUGUGAACGCCCCCUGUUAACUUUGAUGCAAUAUAAAGUGCGCGGCAAGAACAUUGAAUAUACGAAUUAUAAUGAAUUAUCAACCAGUAUCCUACUAUUUUAUCAAUAACUAAAGUCACAAAACGAAUAUCCACAUUAAACUGGUGUCCACAAAAAAUUAGAAAAAAAUUUAAUCUAAUAAUAAAGGCUAGAUAUGUGAAUAACACGAAUGACGUAGUUAGCAAGCGAAUAAAAUAUACAAACGAACGGUUUUUUGUUUAAAUUUUCUUCACUUUUUUACAUUAAAUUAAUACUUGAUAAAAUAAAAACGCGAAACAAUUAAAUACGAGCAAUAUUUAACAAAUAUUAAUAAAACUUAAAACGAACUCUUUGAAAGCAUAAUCGGUCGGUUAGUGUAUUAAUUGUAACCAAAAUAGUAUUUUUUAAAGACCCACAAAAAUGGCAAUGCUCGAGGCCCGGCCUUAUCGGCCUUUCAAAUCGAGCGAAGAGUACUUAGAGGCGAUGAAAGAGGACUUGGCCGAGUGGUUGAGCACGCUUUAUCCAGAUUUAAAUAUUAAUGCGGAGAAUUUUAUGGAUCGUCUAGAUACUGGAGUCGCACUAUGCAAGCACGCGAACUAUGUACGUCAAGCGGCUGAGGAUUACUUGGCUCGCCGUCAGGCCCGCAACAAAUCGAUGACGCGCUCAAUGACUUCCGGCUCGGCCGGCCCCAUUCUCGCCAUGGGUAAUGUACAUUACUUGCCAGCAGCUAAAAGCGGAACAUUCUUUUCACGCGACAAUGUGUCCAAUUUUAUAACCUGGUGCAGGAAAAGCCUUAAGAUAAUCGAGUGCCUACUAUUCGAAACUGAUGAUUUGAUUAUGCGCAAGAACGAAAAACAUGUGAUCCUUUGUCUACUGGAAGUGGCGCGUCGCGGCGCCAAGUUUGGUAUGCUCGCACCCAUGCUGGUGCAAAUGGAGCGCCAAAUCGAUCGAGAAAUCGCCGCCGACAACAAAGCGAAUGGAAUUGGGUGUGGCACACAGACAGACAACGCCGAUGCGACGGGCACACAAACCGAGAUCGGCAUCAAUACCGAUAAUGUCGCCACAGAAACCGAUAUGUUCGACAGCGAUUCGGAGAAUGAGGACGACGACGAUAAUAACCCGAUGCUGAUGUAUGGCCCACAACCGCAAAUUAUCACCAACGAUUUGAAGAGUUUGGAUGAGAUGGUCAGAGAUUUGGUCGAGAAGUGUACAUGUCCAUCUCAAUUCCCAAUGGUACGCGUGUCGGAGGGCAAAUAUCGCAUUGGUGAUACGAAGGUGUUAAUCUUUGUGCGGAUCCUACGUUCUCACGUUAUGGUACGUGUCGGCGGUGGUUGGGACACCCUGUCCCACUAUUUGGAUAAGCAUGAUCCUUGCCGUUGUAAAGCACAACAUCGUUCAUCAGUUGCAGCACGCUUGGUGCCACGCACCACCAAUCCAAAUAACGGAGGCAUUGAAUUGCACAAAGCACAAGUCAUCUAUGAGCGCUCACCGCCGUCUACUCGUAAAAUUAUUUCCAACUUCAACAAUCAGGCUGCCGGUAAUGCAUCCGCAACAUCAUCUCCUAUUUCCAACAACAACUCAUACAAUUUGUCACCCAAUUUCGGCAAUAAUAAUAAGCAAACCAGUCGUAGUCCCACGCCUCAGCGUAAGUUUCUCAAUCAUCACAAUACUGCGAAUGCAACAGAUGGCGCCGUUGGAGAAAAACUACUAACAGCAAACUGCACAAAUGGUACUUCAACAUUGUUACCUUCACCAAAUUUAGCACGUCGUUCCAUGUCGCCCAGCCCACGUCGUCUUAUUGAUAUGCGUAAGAAGCAGAACUCGUUGGAUUCGAAUAACGGUAGUGGUCCCAAAUCCUUGCCAAUUUGCAGUGAAACCGUGGGUAACCAUAUACAAUUUGAUGGACUCAACUAUACAGCUGGACAGGCUGAGAAUGGCACUACGCAAGUGGGAGCUACCAACUCAGAUGCCAGCACAAAUGGCACAAACAACAAAUUCGAAAAUAUCAGUGACAAUGGCAGUGAAAUCAGCGAUGAGGGCUAUCGUAGUCUGGGUGUGAUACAAUCAAAUGCCCAAAAGCGAGAAUCACUGCACAGUCAGGCUUCGGUGGAAGACGCUGAAAGUAAUGCGCGUCUUGAUCAGACCUCCAGUGAUUCACAACUCUCACCAGUCGAUGAUUUGACCAUAUCUAACAAGGCAGCCGAUAUACUUGGCUCAGAUUUUAACAACACACCUAUAGAGCUGAAUAUUGAUGCUGGACCGCAGUCACUACCAGCUGUGCUCACUACUCCGACACAAAAUUUUACGCAAAUGAAUUUGGCAGAUAAUUUCGAGCGAUCCGGAAUCUUUAUAACCGACGAUGAAAUCACCGUUGAUGUGGCAAAUGCCACUGGUUUGCGCAAAACUGGGUUUGCCAACAAAAUUUUCGGCGGCGAGGAUGUUACCGAUAACAGUGUCGCAACGAGUAAGGAUCAAAAAGAUAAUGUAGGUAAAAGUAGUAAAAUACCACGCUCGCCAGUAGCGCCUCGGCGACGUAGCUUGGAUAACAGCAAUUGCAGCAGCGCCAGCAUGCAGGACAUUUCCACGCGUACUGGCCUGCCGGUAUUCAACCGCAAGCAGCCUGUUUACCGUUCGGUACGUCGUCCGAUCAACGAGAUCAAUAGAAAUAGUGACAAUGUAUCCGCCGCAGCUGCGACGCGAAAAUCAACAACGCCACCCGUGCGUGAGGUCACAAACACUUGGAGUGGACGCGGCGGCGUAGGCGGCAAAAAACGUCCAACACUCAAUGCUGACACAUUCAACGCCCACAACGGUGCCACAACACCCAGCACCGGCAAUGCCUUCGAUCGCAACACACGCACACGCUCUUCUCAGAUACUUUACGACAGCAAUGGACGUCGCGUACGCGGUUGCACCGCCUCACUUACCACUUCGCCGGUAAAGAACUACAAUACAUCACCAUUGGCGCAACAACUACUCGAAGCGGCCAGCAGCGCCAAAAAUGAUGCACAAAUUUUAGAAAAAAUGAAAGUAUUACUCUCACGCUAUUCCACCAACAGCAAUGCGCCAAAUGGCAGCGUCACAAAUACCAGAGCACCAGCUGGCGGCAACAGUAACAAUAAGAAGCCCGUCUACGAAGACUUCACAUCUGCCUGGGUGCACAGCAAUGGUAAUCUGGAGCGUUCCAACAGUUGUUCGCCACCCACGAAAAGUCUCUCGAAACGCAGCUCGGCCGCCUCCUCUACAGAGAGUACACAAUCGCGCGACGUAGCCUCGGUCAUUGUUUCGCCGCGCCGUGAACGCGGUUUAUCCAAAAUUCCAGCACCGACACGACAACACACCGAACUUUACUAACACACGAUGCAAAUGCCCGCCAGGCUGCGCAUACAGCAGAGGGCAAUAAUGUUGCAGCAACGAAAAAGACAAGUGUAAGAAGUGUUUGGAGUAGUGCUGGUAGAGGUGGUGCCAAAACAGUAGGCGCCCAAUACAUCCAAGCAUUUUCCCCCUUAAAGUUAUAAAUGUAUGUCUGUAGGUAGUUAUCUAAGCUGUAGCGUGAAAUUUUAAAAUGGAAAGUAAUAAUUUUUCGGUUAUGGCUACCGAAAAACAAAUUUAGCUAUAAUUUUUAUACGAAUCUAAUUUUUAUAUGACAUUAAUUUUAUUACUGGUAAGUAGGAAGUGUUGGCGAAAAGUGUGAACAAUUUCGAUUUUUAUUUUUGAGUCUUUUUACUCAAAGCCCUUCUUACAUCGGACAGUAGAAGUAACUGGAAUUUUUAUAUGAUUUCCGUUUUUCUUUGCGUAGAUAAAACACUUAGCGUACUCCUAUGUUUUACUAGCAAUGUGUACGCACCGGCGUGUACUUAUUUCCGAAGGUCUUGAGAAAAAUCGUUUCUAACGAUUUAAUCAAAAGCAGAUAAUGGCAAAGUUUUAUAAAAGUUAAUGGAAUUAUGUGUUUGUUAAAGCGUUUCGACUAAUUCUACAUACCAUAUAUUCUUGUAUGUAUACAACUAGUAUAUUAUAUAAAAAAUAUAACUGUCACAAAUGCCUAAAAUAUAAAUAUAUAUGUAUGUAUACCAAAAAUUUCCAAACGCAUGUUCUAAGCAGUAUUUUCUUUAACUUUACCAGUCACAAUUAGAAUAAACCAACGGGAUCUGCCACAGUAUAAUUAAUAGUUUUCCAGGAACUUAGAACUAACAGCUUGAAACUAACAAUUAACAGCAAUAAUAUGUAAUAAUAAAAAGGAAAAUAUUGGUAAAAUGUUCUAUACGGAUUUCACAACAAAUUCUAGGAGCAAAAACAGAGGCUGGCAAAUUAUUUUAUAUUAUAAUUUACUUUCUACAAUACUAGAAGAAUAUAAUAGAGAAUUAUAUAUGUACAUAUAUAUGUUUUUUUAAUUAUUUAAUUUUUUUUUUAAUUUAAAUAUUUCUUAAAUUUUUAAUUUUGAUGAUUAAUUUUCUUAGUCUCCCUUAUUCGAAUAAGAAAUAUGAUGUUUGUUGUGAAUUCCCUAAAAGUGAGGGCGUAGAACAUAAUGUCGCCUACUUUAAACCGAAAAAAUACUCGCCAAUGCAUACAGCGGCAUAUAACAAAAAUAUAUCACAAAUAAGAACUUUUUCUCACCGCAAAUGAGAUUACUAAAAUAAAAUAUUAUAAAAAAAUAUAAAAAUAUAAUAAUAACUGCAUACAACAUCGCUCAUCCAUUAAAAUUCUAAAUCAUAUUAAACACCAAUUACUUAUACUUAAUAACAAAAAAUAAAAAUAACAUAAGAAAAUCCAAAAUGUGUAACGUAACGUAAAGAAAACAAUCCGGAUCAUGGUAACCUCAAAAUUUACACAGCUUUUUUAAAUUGUAGUCACAUAAUCCAAUUUACAUAAAUACAGCAUAGUGAAUGCAAUUUUAAAGCCAGUAGUGGGCAUACAUACAUAUAUAAAUGAAUAGAUUUUAAAUAAAAUAAAGAAAUAGUUUUCUAGAAGUUUUUACAACCAAAUAUAGAGAAGGAAAAAAGCAAUUAAUACAUGAAUAAUAAGUAAUGGUAAAUAUUUUUGUAAAUUCACACAGACACAUGCGCAAUUGAGAAUCAAGGAAUAUGAACAUACAUAUAUACACAAGAGAAUGUGUAGGUAUGCGUACAGGUUUGCUGAUUAAGUGAAGUUGCUGAAAAAGUUAAUAAUUUUUACUUUGCCACAAAGUAACAAUUAAUGAUUUAUUGUAAAUAUCCUCAGCGAAAUAAAUGUAAAAAACACAACAUUAAGUAAAUACGUCAAAUAGCGACAUAUAAUCCACAUAUUUGUGUAUUUGAUGGAGUAAUAGGAAUAAUUUUUAUUUUUUUGUUUAAUACGCAUUUAAAUAGACUUAGUUGCGUUAUAUUAUAUACUCAUUUAUACGAAGAAUUCGAUUUUUGUCAACAAAAAUUUUCACUUAAAAGCCUAUAACAUCUAAAAAUAUUCAUUACCACUUUACUUUUGCUAAUUAUUUCUUCCCUUAAAAAAAAAAAAAUAUUUUAAUAGUGAAAAUACAUACUUGCCUCUUAACACAAUUUUAGUAAAAGUUAUUGCAAAUUCAAUUUUUAGCACAGAAGAUCGGGCUUAUUCUAAAGCAUAUGCCUAAAAAGACGCCAAAAAGAAGUAACCCAUAGUAUAUACUACACAAAUAUAAUAUAAAGUUAAUCAUAUGUAACAUAAAAAAUAUGUUUUUGUACUUUUUUCUAUACACGUACAUAUACAUACAUAAUGUGUGACAACACGAAAAUCCAAUACAUAAUCACAUUUAUUGCAAGCGAUGUAAAUUGGUGCUUUGUGCCGCGGACUUUUAUCCAAAGGCAUAUCAACUAUUUUAUUGUACUAAAUAAAAUAAAAUAUAAUUUAUAAAUUCAUAAGUUAACAAGAAUCUAACUAUGUAUCUAUACUAUGCAGUUAAUAUUAAAAUUUAAAAAAAAAUCUUUGUCAAAUCCCAAACAUAUAACCUUUCAGUAGCUGUAACUAAAUACGAGGACAUACCUGUAACUCUAGCUGGUCUACUCUAUUGCGCCCACUAAAGUACACUAUAUGUAAAUGCUUAGUAAUCUUUUUCACAAAACCGUUAUUAUUAUUUUUUUUUUUUUUUGAUAAACGCGAAGAAUAUUUUUGUUUGCUAUCGAAAAAUAUAAUAUAUUACUAAAAAUUUUUUCUUUGUAUUCGAGUGCAGAUAUGCUAAGUCGACGUUUUAAAUAUUUAUAGCAAAUAUAAAAAUACCUAACAAAACUCUCACUGCAAACAUACAAGCUAUGGGCAACACUGUAAAACUAUAGUAAAAAAUGGAUUGUAUAUAAUUUAUAACGAAAUAUUUUUAUUAAAGCGUUAUUAAUACAUUUUUUUCAAAUCCAUAGAUUCGUAAGUAUACAUACAACUCUUUAUGUAUGCUUAUUUAAUUGUUAAAAAAAACUAAGCUUAAAGAAAAAUGGAAUUAAAAAUUCAAUUUAUACAUAAGAACACUUUGGCUUAUGUAUACGUGCAAAAAUAUGUAUGCACCAUGGUCAUUAUUUAAAUUUUUUAUUAUUACAUACGAAUCUUUUCAUGUUAAUUAACUUUGUUUAGCAUUACAUAAUAAGUGUAAAAUUAUAAAACUCCGUUAUUACUUUCAAUGUGUGUGUAUAUCAAAAUCAUAUGAACUAAUGUAUUUUAAAUGCAUCUAAAAUUUAUUAAUUGAACAUGCUGCAUACCAGCCUGAGUAUAUGUAGGUGUGUAUGCAUGCAGGUGUUUGCAAUUGUUUCAAUUCGUUGAAAUUGAAAUUUUAAUUGUAUAUAAGUUUAAGCAAAUUACACUGGUUGAUACAUUAUAACAGUAAAAAUAAACAUAAAUAAAU